Messenger RNA from Plasmodium fragile, 1083 nucleotides. RefSeq lists its product as uncharacterized. Bases 1 to 1083 code for a protein of 360 amino acids. The record is from RefSeq and is a predicted model, not a curated record. The transcript has 2 exons. Lineage: Eukaryota; Apicomplexa; Aconoidasida; Haemosporida; Plasmodiidae.
AUGGUACACUCGAACAACAAACAAACAUCGACAAACAACGUUCCACAAGCAGCAUCGCAAUGCCGAAAUGGCAAAACACAUUCCGCAUCCAGGAAACGAAGUGAAACCGAUGGCACAAGGGCGCAUAGGUCGCUAUUCUCCAAAACAGCGGCUAUCCUUUUUGCUGUUGCUUGCAUCUUUUUAAAGCAUCAAGAUGACUUCGAAAGACAAGAAGAGUAUGUGGCCAAAGUGCAAGUAUAUAACAGAGCUGCUAGAAAGUUAGCCAUGACAAUAGAAGAAGGAACUCCAUCAGACGAGGAACUUGAAGUAGAAGAGAUGGACAUGGAACAGUAUGGGGAUGAUGAACAAACCUAUGAAGGUGCCUACGAAGAUGUUGAAGAACCUUAUGAAGAACCCUAUGAAGACGCAGAAGAAGGAAUAUAUUCUAACGAACAGUGGGAGGAAGAAGGAGAAGAGGAUGAUUAUGAAGAGCAGGAAGAAGAAGCUAUUCUAGAAGAAUGGACACCAGAGGAGCAACAGGUACAAGAAGAAGUACAUUAUGAUGGAGAAGGGAAUAUACAACAUGGUGUAAGGCAAGAAGAAGUCGAUAAUGGAGACAUAUUACCUGCCGAAGUAUCAGUCACUGAGCCUAAAAGGGAAGCUGCGCCUGUUGAGAACUCGGGAAACUCAGAUUCUAAGGUUGAAUCAGAUGGACCAUUACCAGCCUCACAGAAUAAUGAACAAAGCGUAAAAGCGACGAAGAAGCCCGCAGGACGCUCCAGUACACCGAAACAUAUUUCAACUACGAAUAAAAGAUGGGUAGGCUUCGGUGUGUCCAAUUCUGCUUUUAAUACAGUAGCGGGGUUCUUGUACUUCGUACCAGUUCUUCAACAAUUUUGGAUUACCAUAUUUCUUUCUGCAGCUGGCGGGAGCAUAGUAGUUGUGCUCUUGAUUCUGCUAUACCUGUGUAUUCGUGGAAAGAAAUGGUCAAGAAAGUCGAAUAAAAAAUUGACGCCAUGCACUCCGCCCAAAACUAACAAAAACCCAAAUGUACCUAAGAAAUCAGAAGCACAUGGGAAACCAACAGUACCUAACAAACCAUAA